Messenger RNA from Marmota monax (woodchuck), 1603 nucleotides. It is a transcript of the gene Timm17a, whose product is annotated as translocase of inner mitochondrial membrane 17A. Lineage: Eukaryota; Metazoa; Chordata; Mammalia; Rodentia; Sciuridae. Gene Ontology annotation, biological process: protein import into mitochondrial matrix. The transcript is spliced from 8 exons. Gene Ontology annotation, molecular function: transmembrane protein transporter activity. The record is from RefSeq and is a predicted model, not a curated record. The coding region runs from base 318 to 821 and encodes 167 amino acids. Gene Ontology annotation, cellular component: TIM23 mitochondrial import inner membrane translocase complex; mitochondrial inner membrane.
GUAGACCGUAACGCCCUCCUCUCGGAUCACUUCCGCCGCUGGGGUCAGUUUCCGCCCAGCUUGCCCGGCUUCGCCCGCGCGGCUGGAGUCAAGAUGGAGGAGUAUGCGAGAGAGCCUUGGGUCUCGCUAAGUUGUUGAGGGGCUCACUAAGUUCCCCGAGGCCGGUCUCGAGCUUGGCGAUCCUCCUGUCUCAGCCUCCCGAAUCGCUGGGAUUACAGGCGUGCACCACCACGCCCUCUGGAAGUGCCAUUCUUGAGUCCUUAUUUGUAUCGUGACGUGUCCACAAGAGCUCAGCACAUUGUAAAUUGCUGUUGGAUAUGGUUGGGGACAGCCCCUGGCGAAUUGUGGAUGACUGUGGUGGGGCCUUUACGAUGGGUACCAUAGGUGGUGGUAUCUUUCAAGCAAUCAAAGGUUUUCGAAAUUCUCCAGUGGGAGUAAACCACAGACUACGAGGGAGUUUGACAGCUAUUAGAACCAGGGCUCCACAAUUGGGAGGUAGUUUUGCGGUUUGGGGAGGCCUGUUCUCUAUGAUUGACUGUAGUAUGGUUCAAGUCAGAGGAAAAGAAGAUCCCUGGAACUCCAUCACUAGUGGUGCCUUAACAGGAGCUAUACUGGCAGCAAGAAAUGGUCCAGUGGCCAUGGUUGGGUCAGCUGCAAUGGGUGGCAUUCUCCUAGCUUUAAUUGAAGGAGCUGGUAUCUUGUUGACAAGAUUUGCCUCUACACAGUUUCCCAAUGGUCCUCAGUUUGCUGAAGACCCCUCCCAGUUGCCUUCCACCCAGUUACCAUCCUCACCUUUUGGAGACUAUCGACAAUAUCAGUAGAACUUUUUUUCCCAGGAUUUCUUUAACAGAAUGAGCUGUAGUUCAAGAAAGAUUUCAGAAGAUCAAGUUGCAGUCUGUUUUUAAAACCAUAGGUGGAACAACUGUGGCCAAAUAGGCUAUGAAGAGACAUUUAGCACUUUUUUCUAUUUAAAGGAACAUGGAGGGGGGGAAUAAAAGAUGCCACAUUUAUGUAUUCACACUCGGAUUGCAUUUGUGAUCAAAAUAAAUAUCUAAUGUCCUUAAAAGAAAAUAUAAUAAGUGCUUAGAAGAUGAAGGACCAAAGGGCAAAUAACAGUGGAACAUGACCAUCAUUUCCUUAGGGACUUCUCUGCCUGGUUUUAUGUGUUCUAUUAUUCAAACAAUAAAAAGCUCCUGGAACUUACUCUUUCUUUUAAGAUAAAUUAUAAAGUUCUGCCUUUUCAUACUGAGCAUAUUUCAAAUAAUGCAUGUUUUAUACUCGUCCCUCAUCUCACUUGAAGUGAAUUAUGUAUAAGAAGAAUUAUGCAGAGUCGACAUGAAUCAUUUCACAGUGAAAUGCUUUAUGGAUUGAAGGAUAUGGUAACUAUCUUUUACUUUGAAAGUAAACUAUGCUGUCUUGGUUUUGAGGAUGGUGGGUACAAGACUGUUAACUUUAGGGCUACUACGUCCUGAUUCCUGAUCAUCAGAAACCUCACCAGAAACAACUUGCUUUCAAUAUGCCCAAUUCUGUAUGAGAAGAAUUCAUGCAGAGAAAAUUUUGGUGUUGUGUGCUUGAAAAUAAAAUAUAUGCUGUUUUUAAUGUG